CACACACACACACACACAGAGGAUCAAUUGUAGGUAACCCCCAGCAGCAAGGACUCCAGAAGGGUCCUUGAGGGGACUGAGGUGCCUUGGAAGCGCGCUCCGGGAAGUCGGUCAGCUUCCGUCCAGAUCAGUUUCCUCACCUAUAAGAUGGGGAUAACACCCUUCCCCCGUCGUAAUAUUCGGCUAACAUAAGGGAUAUUUGGCAAGACGCCUAUGUUUUGCAUUAUCGCGGUUCCGUAUGAGGUAAUAUACCGCUCGGCAACAGAGUAGUCGGAGUCCUCGCACGCCUUACAGUGGAGCACAAACCAACGUGAGGUGCCAUUACGCAAGCUGCCGGGCCUCCAUCAGUCCUUGAAUUCCCGUGGCCGCUCGGCGCGGCUGGAGGCCGGAGCCCUCCGCGAGCGGGCCCCGUCCUAGCCGGGCCCGGGUGCGCGCUCUGUCCCGCCGGCUUCCAGGGCGGGGCGGAGGCAGGGGCGGAACGGACGUGCCCGGGCCGCGCUGCCGCGGGGCCGCUUUACGGGUGGGACCAGGUGGUCUCCCGGGCAGCGGGGCAGCGCCAUGGCCGGACAGCGGGUGAACGUGAACGUGGGCGUCCUGGGCCACAUCGACAGCGGCAAGACGGCGCUGGCGCGGGCGCUGAGCACCACGGCCUCCACGGCCGCCUUCGACAAGCAGCCGCAGAGUCGCGAGCGCGGCAUCACGCUGGAUCUGGGCUUCUCGUGCUUCUCGGUGCCGCUGCCGGCGCGCCUGCGCCCGGGGUCGGAGCCCGACUCCGAGCCCCGACCCGGGCAGCUGCAGUUCACGCUGGUCGACUGCCCCGGGCACGCCUCCCUCAUCCGCACCAUCAUCGGCGGAGCUCAGAUCAUUGAUUUAAUGAUGCUAGUUAUCGACGUGACUAAAGGAAUGCAGACUCAGUCAGCAGAAUGCUUGGUGAUUGGGCAAAUUGCUUGUCAGAAGCUGAUUGUGGUACUGAACAAGAUAGACCUUCUAGCCGAGGAGAAGAGACAGGCGGCUAUUGACAAGAUGACCAAGAAAAUGCAGAAGACAUUAGAGAACACAAAGUUCCGGGGCUCACCGAUUAUUCCUGUUGCAGCCAAGCCUGGUGGACCGGAGGCCCCAGAAACUGAAACUCCUCAGGGCAUUUCAGAAUUAAUUGAGCUUCUGACGUCACAGGCUUCCAUCCCGACCAGAGACCCUUCGGGCCCCUUCCUCAUGGCUGUGGAUCACUGUUUCUCCAUCAAAGGUCAAGGCACGGUGAUGACAGGGACGAUCCUUUCGGGCUCAGUCAGCCUUGGGGACAACGUGGAGAUUCCUGCCCUAAAGGUAGUGAAGAAAGUGAAGUCCAUGCAGAUGUUCCACACUCCGGUCACCUCUGCCAUGCAAGGAGACAGAUUGGGCAUCUGUGUGACCCAGUUUGACCCCAAGUUGCUAGAACGGGGGCUAGUAUGCACACCAGAUUCUCAUACCAUCCAUGCUGCGAUUGUUUCUGUUAAGAAGAUUCCUUAUUUUCGAGGUGCUCUUCAGACAAAGGCAAAGUUUCAUAUAACUGUUGGUCACGAGACAGUGAUGGGAAGGGUGAUGUUUUUUAGCCCAGCUCCUGAUCAGUUUGAUUGUGAGCCCCUGGAGGAGACCUUCGACUUUGAAAAGGAGUAUCUCUAUCAAGAGCAAUAUUUGUCCAAGGAAUCCCCCCCUGCAGAGGAGGACAAGAAGAGUGACCAACCUGUAGAGAAGUGGCCAAAGCAACAGUGGGCUCUCCUAGAAUUCGAGAAGCCUGUUACCUGCCCAAAAUUGUGCCUUGUGAUUGGCUCCAAACUCGAUACUGACAUACAUGCCAACACUUGCCGACUGGCUUUCCAUGGGAUGAUGCUUCAAGGUCUGGAAGAUAGGAACUAUACUGAGACUUUCCUGCCAAAGUUGAAGGUGUAUAAACUGAAACACAAGGAGGGAUAUGUGGAGAGGGUGAUUGACGAUUACAAUGUGAUUGGCCGGUCUUUGUUUAAGAAGGAGACCAACAUCCAGAUCUUUGUGGGGCUAAAAGUCCACCUCUCAUCAGGGGAAAGCGGAGUCAUCGAAAGUGGCUUUGGCCAAAGUGGAAAGUUCAAGAUCCGGAUUCCCGCUGGACUUCACCCGGACACCAAGAAGCUUCUCGCCACUGCUGCCACCAAGAAGAGGGCUAAGGCGGGAAAAGGAGAAGCCUCCAAGGAGGACGAAAGGGCUGGCAAAGCAGACCCUGCCCAGCACAUCGCCAUCAGCCUCUACUUCAAGAGAUACGUGUUUGAUGUGCAGAAGAGAAUGGUUCAGUCUCCUUGAAGUCCAACCUGCCCCGCUGGACUGGACCCUCCAAACUAAAGAAUCUCAGGUUACAGGGCAUUGGAGCUCUCGCUUGGAUGUCCUAACUAGGCCACUUUUAGGGCCCCCUCCCACUCAACUGUGAUUCUCAACAGUUCUGAAUUGCUUCCUCCUCCAGAUACACCCCUCCCACCCCGCACUGGGCCGAGCUGCCUGGAUGUCCAUGGGUCUAGAGAGUUCUCUACCAUCAGGCUUCCAGCUAGUUUGUCGGCUGACCUUCUGACUGAGGCUGAGGUUCACGAGGGGGAGGGGGAGAAAGGGAUAUUUGUCUUUUCUAGUGCGAACAGAAAUCCAUUUGUAACCAUUUUAUACCUUCCCAUGUAAACUUUCCCAGAAUACCAUUUUUGGAGCCCGGGGAACAGCCAACCAGAACAGAAAGGAAGAGGAGAAAGGAAGGGCACCAGGAAGAAAGAGUCCCAAGUAAAUCAGAUUCUGUAAACAUCUUUCAUUAGGGACCCAGGGAGUCCCCGGGUGGGGAAGUGUCUGUCACCUAGCCGGGGAAACCGCCUCCAAAACCUGCCUGCUCCCUGGUCAUUCCUCAGCCCGUAAACAAAAGGAGCAGGGUGGGCUGAGGAGCCAUCUCUGAGGUCCUUUCUAGCUCUGACUCCUCUCAUUUCUGGUUGUGAAUAAAUCUCCAGUGUCCAGGCA
Messenger RNA from Antechinus flavipes (yellow-footed antechinus), 2997 nucleotides. RefSeq names its product eukaryotic elongation factor, selenocysteine-tRNA specific (gene EEFSEC). Gene Ontology annotation, biological process: selenocysteine incorporation. Gene Ontology annotation, molecular function: GTPase activity; translation elongation factor activity; GTP binding. The record is from RefSeq and is a predicted model, not a curated record. NCBI's taxonomy places the organism in Eukaryota, Metazoa, Chordata, Mammalia, Dasyuromorphia, Dasyuridae.